AUGAUUCUGAGAUUUUUGAGCGUUCUGUGCGUCGGAGUUCUGGUGGCUUCGUUGCAGAACGUCGAGGGAAACAACGACAAUGAAGAUAUACCGUACUUAGAGUUGGCGGAGCCAGAGGAGGGAUACCAUGGGCUGAUCAGAGAGAACGAGACCCUGGUGGAGGUGACGCCUGUCAUCAGAGCGAGAGGGCCGCUGUGUUCUUUCCUCAUACUGAACAACAAACACCACGGGGAGGCACCGUUUGAGAUAAUGGUGAUAGACGAAAACGAAGCUCGCCUGCGUGUACGCUACCCGCUCAAUUGCGAGAAGCGACGCAACUACAAGUUCGACAUCGCCGCCGUCGGCUGUGAUGGAUCCUACUCCAACACUGUCCCAGUGCACAUUACUGUGACCGACGUGAAUGAGUACGCACCGGUCUUUUCGCAAGCAUCCUACGUGAAGGCUGUCGACGAGGGAAGAAUUUAUGACGAGAUCCUCAGGGUGGAAGCGACCGAUAAAGACUGCACGCCGAGAUACGGAGAUGUGUGCAAAUACGAAAUACUGACCGACAGGAGUCAGCCCUUCACUAUCGAUAAUGAAGGCGUUAUCCGGAAUACUGAGCCUCUGGACUACGAGAAGUCGCAUAACCAUAUUCUGUCAGUGGUUGCGUACGACUGUGGUAUGCUGCAGUCUGUACCUGUUAUGGUCACCAUAAAAGUCAACAAGCCUUGCAGAGCUGGGUGGAAGGGUAUAGCAGAACGUGUAGACUACGCCCCGGGCAGCGGUCCUCUGGCGCUGUUCCCGGAGGCUCGGCUGGAAGCCUGUCAGUCGGACGAGCGUUGUCCAGGAGUAACUCGAAUUCAGGCAGCCGUCACGCUGCACACCUCGCGCGGCGCCGCCUGCGAUCGGGACACUUAUGCCCUACACGCUCAGAAGGCUGCAUGCGGUUUGGAUCCAAAGACGAUUGACCUUCUGCCCAGUCCUGGAGCUGGAAACGAAUGGGUCAAAUCAUUAAAACCUGAUUCAGGUCGGGAGGGCGAGCAAAUGUUCGAAUUCGACGGUGACACAUCGGCGGUGGUGCCGGAGUCAGUGUCUGCCCAUUCUCUGCCGGAGACUUUCAGCGUGACGGCGUGGCUGCGGCACGCGCCCGCACCUGACGCGGACAAGCACACCAAGGAGCAUUUGCUCUGUCUCGCCGAUGACCACAAAAUGAACCGUCAUCACUAUGCCGUGUUCGUCCGGAACUGCCGUUUGAUUUUGCUUUUACGUCGCGACUUCGAUAAUGGUGAUCUGAACGUCUUCCGUCCUGCCGAAUGGCGAUGGAAGAUUCCAGAGGUGUGCGAUAACGAAUGGCAUCACUAUGCACUCAACGUCCGCUUUCCUAACGUGGAGUUGUUCAUCGACGGUGAGCCAUACCGCGGAGCGGACGGUAAGGGCCCGGAGGUCAUCGAUGAUUGGCCGCUGCAUCCAGCGCACGGACUCAACACCACGCUCGUGGUGGGCGCCUGCUGGCAGGGCACGGAGAGUCUGAUGCGUCACGGUCUGCGCGGGGGGCUGGCGGGGCUGGGGCUGCUGCGGGGCGGCGUGCAGGCGCCCCGCGCGCUACAGUGUGUGGCCCGCUGCAGGGAGGGACUCAGUCUGGCACCUGAUCUAUAUCUACGAUCGGUAUCGGUGGAGGGGGAUGGUGUGGCGGACGUGGAGACGUUGUUGAGACGUGUAUCAUACGGAGAUGCGCGCGCAUUCCCCACCGUCGGGCGACGGAACGUACACCUGGACACCACCAUUACAUGCGACAACGGCCGCGUGCUGAAGGCCCGCGCGGCGGAGGCGUACGUGAUGGUGCUGCAGCCGCAGACGCCCAGCAUCCUGCUGAACGGGACCGCGGACCGCGCGCGGGACUACUCCCACUUCCGCGCGGGACUGCCCGUCUUCCCCGACCUCAGCGUGCGCGUGCUCGCCCGCCCCGACCCCGACAAGCCGAUGGAAGAAGCGGAGAGCCAGAAGCUGGACUCGUGUGUGGUGUCAGUGUACCCGGCUCUGAAUCCGGAUCACGAGGCGUUGUCCCUGUCCCUGGAUGCGGCCCCUGCGCAGGUAGACAUCCGCGCAGCCGUCACCAGGGACGGAGUGGCACUCGCCGGUGCCGAUACCGUGCACAACUACCAGAAGGUGUUGCGCGAGAUCGAGUACAGCAACAAGAAGCCGGCGUACUAUUUGAACCGUGUGUUCAAACUGACUUGUUCCGAGCUAAAUGGACGUUUCACCAGCAACGAAUACGUGCAAACUCUAACUGUUGUACACCCGCACAUGUCCGGGGAGGGCUUGUCUCGUGAGUUGCAUCCCAGUGGAGUCGCUGACAAGCUUGAUAAUGUUGCUCGCGACACACAGAGUGGACACGCGCACGCGCACGAGGGCCGCGCGAUGUCUCCGCGCGCGUACGCUGCGCACGCGCAACGUGACGCGCAUUCCGCGGACGUGCCCACGCCCCGCCUCAUAGACCUGCGCGCCGACCAUUCACCUAACAACCACGUGGCGCUGCUGAUCGGCGUAGUGUCGUGCGGGGCGGUGGUGGCGCUAGCGGCGCUGGGGGCGGCGCGUGCUGCCCGCGCGCGCGCCCCCCGCGCCCGCCCCCGCCCGCACCCGCGCGACCCCGACAUGGCCUGGGACGAUUCCGCCCUCACCAUCACCGUCAACCCCAUGGACGAGACGGGCGGAUCAUGCGCAAGGCACGCAGCUGUGGCAGACAGCUCGGAUGGGGAGUCAUGCUCAGACUCCGAGUCCGACAGGCACGACUCUGACGAUGAUGACGAUGACCACGUGAUGCGUGGUAAACAACACAAAUACAGGAACAUCAGCCAGUUGGAGUGGGACAACAGCACGAUGUAAUCUCCCCUCCUCCCUCCCGAGCACAGUACUUAACGCACUGCACCUAUCGCCGUCUCUCUUUCGCACAGGCGCCCUCUCGUUCGCGCUCGACUGCCUAUCUGCAAUAUGGCUGUCGGCUGACCACUUCGUUUUCAAAACGACUGAUCUGCAUUUCAGUUUUCUUUAUUAAUGUAAAAUACUUUACGGUACUAGCAAUAAUGUUACAUAUCUUCUGAAGUUAGUUUAUUUUUUCUUUAAUCCAACACUUAUUUCUGUUUUUUGUAUAGUUUGAGAAAUAUAACUCAAGGCAGCUUAUAUUGCAUGUGAGCCAUUUCAUCUUGUACACAGAUAAGGAAUUGAUUUUUUAUAAUUGAUAAAUUAUAUAAUUUGAGACGUGCGUAGUUGUUACUAGCUUUCGCACAGUCGUAGCACAAAUCUGCGAUCGACGGACGUACGCACAAUUUUUUUUAUUAGUAGCAAGUAUGAAAAUAAAUAGAUGAAUGCAUAGAGGUUGUGAUGGUACAAUUUACAGACAAAAUAUUUUGUUUCAUUAUUUGUAUUUAACAACUGACAUUAUUUUCGUUUUAUAUUAACUAAAUCCUAAAUUAUAUAGGUAAUUUUAAAAAAAUGUGUUAUGAUACCACUUAGGUACGAUAUUUCAAUAUCUAUAUUGUAACUAAUCUGGUUCUAAUAAAUUAAUUAACGCCUGUUGUGUUAUUUUGAUUUAUGUGAAUGAGCGACAUUUAUAAUCCCGUACUUUUAAAUGUAAAUGGAAACAAUCACGUCAGUCCGUCGAUUUUGCAGCACAUUUCUUUGAUAGUAUAAUUAUGUGUAAGAUUUCAAAAAUAAUGAUCAUAUCAAAAUGUUUAUACGUAAAACGAACGGUUUGUCCUUGCUUGCUUUCGUAGUUCGGUCUCUUCGACAAUUUUUCUAUUAAUUUCUAUUUAUGAUAAGAGGGAAAAAAAGAUAAAACAUUGUAUGUAUUAAAAAUAUUUAGUAGUCGAUGUAAUUUCGUAUGAAGUGGUAAGUUUAGUAUAAGUCAGAUACUACUAAUGUAUAUUACUAAGUAAGCUUUACUAAUGCUGCGCAAGUUGUUUAAAGGAAUUCCAAGAUGGCGCCGGCGAGUUGCGUUUUGUUUCUCCGUCCCUGUUGCGUUUCGUUGUCGCUUUCCUUGUCAAAUGUUCGACGAACGUUCAUUAGGAGUUGUGUAGAGAUUAUAGAACUCCAUAUGAACGCGUCGUUGCGUCAUGUUGGUUUUCUUUUUGGUGAAUUUAUGUUCAAUACGGAAAUCAUUGUUCAAAAAAAUGCAUUUAUGAAUAAGUUGUGGUACAAAAGCCACCUGGCUUUUUCUGAAGUAGUGAACGUUUUGUCUUAAGGCAAAAGAAAAAAGUCCAAAAUAUUUCUACCCUUUACGAGCUUCUCAAACAAAAAUCGGCUUAAAUGUAUAUUAGGCACAGAGUUAUUUGAAAAAUAAAAACAUAGUUUUACGAUAUACACUUAUACAGAUGGUGUCUGUCUAGGAUCAGCUAUUAUAAAACUAUAUAAUUAAUUAUAUAUAUAUUUUGAAUGCGUUAAGGGAAUUUUUACUAACAAUUAGGUACUAAGUGGCUAUAUGUUAGAUUUGACACUAUAAAAAGUGGGAAAUGGCAGUGAUCGCAUCGGCCCACGUAGCUUUUAAGAAAAUUAGUUAGGUUUUUCUUUCAACUACUUGCUUGUGAACGGUGUAUAGCGGUCUCGCUCGCGCCGCAUAGCUCCGUCUCUAUCGAGGUGUUGCAUAUCAUGGUCCAUCUGCCAUAUUAGUAUAGAUAUAUAAGCGGGACACUGGAUGUAAACAUAAGCAAUCUUUUUGGACAUAAUCAUUGGUGUACGUAUGUACUGUAGACGACCGGGUGUCGUUUCUCGUUACCCCACUACUUUUCUGCACGUUGUUAUUCGUUCACUCGACGAUUUAUCACUUUUGACAGUUUUCACUUUUGACUGGUGUCACUUUUGUCAAAAAAACAAUGACACUACUGAUUUUUUACUUGUGUUGUUUCGUGAGUUGUCAAAAGUGAUAUGAUUCGUUCGAGGGAGUGUAGCGAGUCGUGUGUUGUACGUUUGUGUUUCUUCUUCUAAAUUGUGGUUCCUUUAGAACAUUUUAGUGCCAUUAGGAGGAUUAUUGUAGUUGAUUUUUUGUUUGAUUACCGCAUUAUCGUGCAUUGGCACGCCAGACAGAGAAACAAGUUUUGUUAUAUCAAAAUAAUAAAAGAUGUGUUGUUUGUUUUACACUUGAUAACCGUCCAACACCCAUUUCCCAUUUUUACAUUUUAUAUAUAUUUUUAAGAUCUGAAUGUUUAUUUUUUUCUGGUUUUACCUACGGACAUGGCUCAGACCCGCACAAUAGAAAUAUAUUUGUAUUUUUUUUCUAUACUUUAAGGCAAUCUCGAGAGUAUUAAAUGAGGUAGCUAUUUUUAAUUGAUUUUGUAUCAAUUAUUUUGUAUUUUUUUUUAUUAUUAUUGUAUUAUUGCGGUAUUAUUACAGUAUACUUAGGAAACUUCUUUCAUGUAUGAAUUAUUAUAUUUUAGCUAAAAAUAAAGUUGGUUU
This is a messenger RNA of Diatraea saccharalis (sugarcane borer), 5424 nucleotides long. Lineage: Eukaryota; Metazoa; Arthropoda; Insecta; Lepidoptera; Crambidae. The record is from the annotation of a GenBank genome assembly.